This is a messenger RNA of Perkinsus marinus ATCC 50983, 866 nucleotides long. RefSeq lists its product as hypothetical. The annotation marks the transcript as partial. The transcript is spliced from 7 exons. NCBI's taxonomy places the organism in Eukaryota, Perkinsozoa, Perkinsida, Perkinsidae. The record is from RefSeq and is a predicted model, not a curated record.
UUGCUCACAAUGACCAGUUCAACUGCGGACAUCUCUCCAGCUAUUUCUGGUGUAGCUGAGCAUGGAACUACUGAGAAGGAUAAAACCAAUACAAUGAGAAAUAAUCAUGGACAUAGGCUGAGUAAGUUAUCAACACACUCGGAAGCUCCCAAUAUCAUGGCUUUCACUUCGCACAUCACUCCUGAGGGACGGCCCAAUGGUCUUACGGCCAAUCAACGAUCACGUUUAUCGCGUCGUCCAAUAGGGCCUAGUGACAUAGCGAUCUAUAAAGACUACACUUAUUGGAUGAAGAUAGUAUUCUCUCUUGGAGUGGCCCAGCUGUUUCUAGAAGCUGGUAUUAGAGCAGCAUUGCUGGUGGAGGGUUCAAUGUUCGGCUCAAUAGCCUAUCUGGCACAUUUCCUCAUAUACGCUGCAGAAGUGCCUAUAUGCUUCACCGUGGCCCCGAUGAUAUAUCGAUGGUUCGAGCUCCAUACACAGGCUAAGUUCCUCAGCUCCCUUGGGACUCUGUUCAUUGUAAUCUAUAUUUAUCAACUGGCUUAUGCUACCAAUUAUCCAGAGAAUACACCAGCCAAUUCACCGUGGUAUCUAGUAACAGCAAUUCUGGUUGGUAUUAUGUACCCUCUCGUAGAGAUUACUAAUUAUGCUAUUAUAGGGCGUUGUGGGUACUUUGAGUGCCGUGAUCCUACGCGCCCUUUAACUCUAGAACAUAGAGCUCAGCAGCGAGAUGAUGGGGAGGAUAGGUAUCAUCGUCAUCAUCAUCAUCAUAGCAAUGGCGACGACGACGACGAUACGCAACAUGGCUUGCUGGCUGGAGUACAGCGUUGCAUUGAUUUCGUCACAAUCGCGGAUCCCUCUCAAACUACAUG